ACUUCCGGUUGCUAGCAUGCUGCUCGUAGCCGUUUACAGAUGAAAGAAUGGGGAAAGAUUAUUUUAGAUGUAUUGAAUGUAGCGAAAAAGCAGCGGAGCUCCACAGGGAUUACAGUAACGGGAUCCUGAAGAUAACAAUAUGUGAGUCCUGCCAAAAGCCAGUGGACAAGUAUAUUGAAUAUGACCCUGUCAUCAUCCUCAUCGAUGCCAUUUUGUGCAAGACCCAGGCUUUCAGGCACAUUUUGUUCAACACAAGACUGAAUAUCCACUGGAAGCUGUGUGUGUUUUGCCUGCUGUGUGAGGCCUACCUGAGGUGGUCCAUGCUCCAUGGCUCUGAGCAGAGCACUGACCCGGCUGAUAUAAUCAGAUACACUAAAGAAUGGGAGUUCUACGGCAUGUUUGGAUUGGCUGCACUUGAGCUGUCAGCUUUCUGCGGUGGCGUGCUGUGCUUCCUUUGGGUGGCGGUCUGCUGGCUGCAAGGUGGGACCGUGGAGCUCAGCCUGCUCCUUAGAGCGCUGCUGUUGUCCUGCUACGGCAAAGUCCUCCUCAUCCCCGCUGUCAUCUGGGAGCAUGACUACUCCCCGCUCUGUUUGGGCCUCAUCAAACUGUUUGUGCUCACCUCAAACUCCCAGGCGAUCAGAGUGAUCCUGAAUAGCAGCAGACGUCUGUCACUGAUGGCUGUUUGUGUAGGCCUGCUGUCGGAGACCUGCGUGGGUCAGGCCUGCAAGAAGCUUCAGUGGAGCAUCCAGGAGAUGUUGACAUUUUAAUGAGUGGCGUCAGAUGGAAGUGGCACCCAUCUCAGGGAGGAAUGAGUGACCAACCUCGUGGACUUUCUUCACAUGGAAUUCAAGAAGGGGAAUAUUUUAAGUUGAAUUCUACGAAUUACUUGUAAUAUUUUUGUUUUUGUCGGCUGUUAAUGCCGGCCGUAUGUUUUCUGUUUAUUUAAAGGCGUGAAACAUGUCUCUUCCUGUAUGGCAGAAGCCUGACUGAUACUGCAUGUCAAAAAAGGCCAGAGUAAAAGCUCUAUGCUGAGGCUACGUGCUGAGUUUAUGUGACACAUAGUGAGAGACUGAAAAUUUGUGCUCUCCACAGAAGAAAAGACACGUCUUCAUACUAGAAGGAUGUUUCACUUUGCGUUUAAUGUGGAUAAACUGGGGCACAUUGUCAUGUGGAUGUUUCCCAAUCCAAGCUCCUGUUAAGCAUGUUCCACACCACUCACGAGGAAUGACACACACACACACACACACACACACACACACACCCACACACACACACACACACACACACACACACACACACACACACACACACACACACACACACAGACCCUGAGGUUGUAAUUUGACAACAGCUACUUCUCUGUUCGGAUAUGCAGCAAGCCUCACAUUCCUUUGCUAAUUGGAGAGAAGCUUAUCGAAAUUAACCUAAACACACAUGUGGGAUCGUAAAUGAACAGGGUGUGAGAUGAAACAGAAAUAAGAAGAUUUUCAUGACUUUCCAGGUAUUUAUUGCAAUGUUACUGAUAUGAGAAGAACUUCUGAUGUGGACGUUCCAACCAGGAAGCAGUUAUUAGGAUUGAAAAUAGUUAUUUUUUGUCAUCAAUAUUGUUUUUUUAAUAAUAAUAGUGAAAAUGCCUUUCAUGUGUUCAGAGCCUAAAGUGACAUCUUGAGUAUGUUUGAGUUGUCUGAUCAACACUCCUACAACCCCAAAUAAUCUUUUAAAAACUAUACCAGAAACAAAUCGUUUGUGUUUCCCUCUCAUUUUCUAGACUUUUGUGAAGGCAAAGCCAGUGAAGUAACGUGCAAUGUGAAAUCCGCAAAGACUCCAGGGAUUUGCUCACAUCACAUGUGCGAUGUUAAAUGAUGAUAAAAACAUGUUGACCAGCUGCAGUGAGCACACGCUGCAAAACCUCCACCUACUGUCCUUGGAAUGUGUCUGGAAACAAAAACACACUCACAUUCCAGACACACUGUGUGUUUUAUUGAUGUUCAAUCAUUAAAACACACACUGAAAUCAGACCGAGCACCUGUGGAAUGAGGGGAAUUUAAUUACAGUGCUUACCUGCAGUACAUAAAGGAGUGGCUGAUCCUGGAAAAGUACUCGGGAGUCAUUCUUUACAAAAACAUGUGCGAGUGCGUGAUGAACGACGUCUCCUUGUCAGAGUCACAGAUAAUGUGACAGGUCUUCAAUGAUUUUAGGGCUAAAUUUACAAAGCUUGAUCAUAUAUGAGUGCAAUUCCUACAAACAAAUCAUGUAUUUUGUUUAAUAACUGCAAAAUUGUGGGGGUUUUUUUCUGCCUUUCUGUUUGUGUUUCUUUACGAAAAAAGGAGACACCAUAAAAUCUGAACUCUGCUGUAGAAAUUGUAGACUGUAAAAAAAUACAUAAAUAAAUACAU
Archocentrus centrarchus (flier cichlid) is the source of this 2396-nucleotide messenger RNA. It is a transcript of the gene arv1, whose product is annotated as ARV1 homolog, fatty acid homeostasis modulator. NCBI's taxonomy places the organism in Eukaryota, Metazoa, Chordata, Actinopteri, Cichliformes, Cichlidae. Gene Ontology annotation, biological process: sphingolipid metabolic process; sterol metabolic process; intracellular sterol transport. Gene Ontology annotation, cellular component: Golgi apparatus; cortical endoplasmic reticulum. The transcript is spliced from 5 exons. The record is from RefSeq and is a predicted model, not a curated record. Bases 48 to 767 code for a protein of 239 amino acids.